Hippopotamus amphibius kiboko is the source of this 10788-nucleotide messenger RNA. It is a transcript of the gene U2SURP, whose product is annotated as U2 snRNP associated SURP domain containing. The coding region runs from base 28 to 3117 and encodes 1029 amino acids. Lineage: Eukaryota; Metazoa; Chordata; Mammalia; Artiodactyla; Hippopotamidae. The record is from RefSeq and is a predicted model, not a curated record. Gene Ontology annotation, molecular function: RNA binding. The transcript is spliced from 28 exons. Gene Ontology annotation, cellular component: nucleus. Gene Ontology annotation, biological process: RNA processing.
GCCGCCGAAGGAGGGGCGAAGCUCAAGAUGGCGGACAAAACGCCAGGCGGCUCUCAGAAGGCCAGUUCAAAGACCAGAUCAUCAGAUGUUCAUUCAUCUGGAUCUUCAGAUGCACACAUGGAUGCAUCUGGACCCUCAGAUAGUGAUAUGCCAAGUCGGACACGACCUAAGAGCCCAAGGAAACAUAAUUAUAGGAAUGAGAGUGCCCGUGAAAACGUUUGUGAUUCUCCUCAUCAGAAUCUCUCAAGACCUCUUCUAGAAAACAAACUUAAAGCAUUCAGUAUUGGAAAAAUGAGUACAGCUAAGCGAACUUUAAGUAAGAAGGAGCAAGAAGAAUUAAAGAAGAAGGAGGAUGAAAAGGCAGCUGCUGAGAUUUAUGAGGAAUUUCUUGCUGCCUUUGAAGGAAGUGAUGGUAAUAAAGUGAAAACAUUUGUGCGCGGAGGUGUUGUUAAUGCAGCUAAAGAAGAACAUGAAACAGAUGAAAAAAGGGGUAAAAUCUAUAAGCCAUCUUCGAGAUUUGCAGAUCAAAAAAAUCCUCCAAAUCAGUCAUCCAGUGAAAGACCACCAUCUCUUCUUGUGAUAGAAACCAAAAAACCUCCACUGAAGAAAGGGGAGAAAGAAAAGAAAAAAAGCAAUUUGGAACUCUUCAAAGAAGAAUUGAAACAAAUUCAAGAAGAGCGUGAUGAGAGACAUAAAACAAAAGGCAGGUUAAGUCGAUUUGAGCCACCUCAGUCAGAUUCUGAUGGUCAGCGUCGUUCCAUGGAUGCGCCUUCAAGAAGAAAUAGAUCAUCUGGUGUUCUUGAUGAUUAUGCACCUGGCUCACAUGAUGUAGGAGAUCCAAGCACUACUAAUUUAUACCUUGGAAACAUUAAUCCACAGAUGAAUGAAGAAAUGUUGUGUCAAGAAUUUGGAAGAUUUGGACCUUUAGCCAGCGUGAAAAUUAUGUGGCCUAGAACUGAUGAAGAAAGGGCAAGAGAGAGAAAUUGUGGCUUUGUGGCCUUUAUGAAUAGAAGGGAUGCUGAAAGAGCUUUAAAAAAUUUAAAUGGAAAGAUGAUUAUGUCUUUUGAAAUGAAGUUAGGUUGGGGUAAAGCUGUGCCUAUUCCUCCACAUCCCAUAUACAUUCCUCCUUCCAUGAUGGAACAUACUCUUCCCCCACCUCCAUCAGGACUGCCUUUUAAUGCGCAGCCCAGAGAGCGGUUAAAAAACCCCAAUGCUCCCAUGUUACCACCACCUAAAAACAAGGAGGAUUUUGAGAAGACUCUGUCGCAAGCCAUAGUCAAAGUGGUUAUCCCAACAGAAAGGAAUUUGCUCGCCCUGAUACAUCGAAUGAUAGAGUUUGUUGUACGUGAAGGGCCAAUGUUUGAAGCUAUGAUUAUGAACAGAGAGAUCAACAAUCCUAUGUUCAGAUUCUUAUUUGAAAACCAGACACCAGCCCAUGUUUACUAUAGGUGGAAGCUUUAUUCUAUUCUGCAGGGAGAUUCUCCAACUAAGUGGCGGACAGAAGAUUUUCGUAUGUUCAAAAAUGGAUCUUUUUGGAGGCCACCACCAUUAAAUCCAUAUCUGCAUGGGAUGUCAGAGGAGCAGGAAACAGAAGCUUUUGUAGAGGAGCCUAGUAAAAAGGGAGCACUUAAGGAAGAACAGAGGGACAAAUUAGAAGAAAUUCUUCGGGGGUUAACGCCAAGGAAAAAUGAUAUUGGAGAUGCAAUGGUUUUCUGUCUUAAUAAUGCUGAAGCUGCUGAAGAAAUAGUGGAUUGCAUUACCGAGUCAUUGUCCAUCUUAAAGACACCCCUUCCCAAAAAGAUUGCCAGAUUAUAUUUGGUUUCUGAUGUUUUGUACAACUCUUCAGCCAAAGUUGCCAAUGCUUCUUAUUAUAGAAAAUUUUUUGAAACAAAGUUGUGUCAGAUAUUUUCAGACCUCAAUGCUACUUAUCGUACAAUUCAAGGCCAUUUACAGUCUGAAAACUUUAAGCAACGGGUAAUGACCUGCUUUAGAGCAUGGGAAGAUUGGGCAAUUUAUCCAGAACCAUUUUUGAUCAAACUACAAAAUAUUUUCUUAGGACUUGUAAAUAUUAUUGAAGAAAAGGAAACAGAGGAUGUACCAGAUGACCUUGAUGGUGCCCCCAUUGAGGAAGAGCUUGAUGGCGCACCUCUAGAAGAUGUGGAUGGAAUUCCUAUUGAUGCUACUCCCAUUGAUGAUCUUGAUGGAGUCCCUAUAAAGAGCCUUGAUGAUGAUCUUGAUGGAGUGCCUUUGGAUGCAACUGAAGACUCAAAGAAGAAUGAGCCUAUAUUUAAAGUUGCCCCAUCAAAAUGGGAAGCUGUAGAUGAAUCUGAAUUGGAAGCACAGGCUGUAACAACUUCUAAAUGGGAGUUAUUUGACCAGCAUGAAGAAUCAGAAGAAGAAGAAAAUCAAAAUCAAGAAGAAGAAAGUGAAGAUGAAGAAGAUACUCAAAGUUCCAAAUCUGAAGAACAUCAUUUGUACUCUAAUCCAAUCAAAGAAGAAAUGACUGAGUCCAAAUUCUCUAAGUACUCUGAAAUGAGUGAGGAAAAACGAGCUAAACUCCGUGAAAUCGAGCUCAAAGUUAUGAAGUUUCAAGAUGAAUUGGAAUCUGGAAAAAGACCUAAAAAACCAGGCCAGAGCUUUCAGGAACAAGUAGAACACUACAGAGAUAAACUUCUUCAGCGAGAGAAAGAGAAAGAAUUAGAAAGAGAACGAGAAAGAGAUAAGAAGGAUAAAGAAAAAUUGGAAUCUCGAUCCAAAGACAAGAAAGAAAAAGAUGAGUGUACUCCAACAAGGAAAGAAAGGAAAAGGCGACACAGUACGUCCCCUAGCCCAUCUCGCAGUAGCAGUGGUAGACGAGUGAAAUCCCCAUCACCAAAAUCGGAGCGAUCAGAGCGUUCAGAAAGAUCUCAUAAAGAGAGCUCACGGUCCAGGUCUUCUCACAAAGAUUCUCCUAGAGAUGUUAGCAAAAAGGCUAAAAGAUCUCCGUCUGGUUCAAGGACACCUAAAAGGUCUAGGCGAUCACGGUCUAGAUCCCCUAAAAAAUCAGGGAAGAAAUCCAGAUCCCAGUCCCGAUCUCCACACAGGUCUCAUAAAAAGUCAAAGAAAAACAAACACUGACAUAAAUUUUUAAGAUGCUGUCACUUAUUGGAAAUGAGAUUUUGUUUUGUGCCUGAACGGUCUGUUUUUUAAAAAAAUCAAAAAACAAAAAAUCUAAUGAAAGAGCAUUCCUGGGGUUUUUAUUUGUUUGUGAAUGCAUGUGUAAACUCAUAAGUAACUGCAUCUGUAGACCUGUCAUUGUUUUAUAUUGUAUAAAUUACUUUCGUUGUGGCUGUUUCUCAAGAUGAAAUUUUUAUUGUGCUGAUGAAUUUCAUCAAAAAUGUGUAUAAUGGAUCUGCUGGCAGUAGUAGUUUGUUUUAGGAUGUUGUGACUUAGCAAAAAAUAAUACAGAUGUCUUCCCCCCUUUUGUAGCUUUGACAAUUUGAAUUAGAUUUCAAAUAAAAUCUGAACAGAAAACUAUAAUGUUGUUUUUUUGCCCUAUUGAUGACAUCAGAUCCCUUUAAGUCCUACUAAGUGAGUUUAGCACUUCUGUUGUGUUUCUUAUACCUAAUGCACUUUACAAGCUCCAUUGUUCAGGUAGCUGAAGUUUUAUAUUUACUAAGAUGACUGUCAAAAUUUAGGGACCUGAGACUCAUAUUUGGUAGGUUUGCCAACUAAUUUCAUUAAUAACGUUCCCUUAGGUAAUACUAGUACCCAGAGAUCAAAAGACUAGGUGAAUGUGGCGUGGUCUUUUGUUAAUGGAAUACCUGGCUAAAAUAUUUUUUUCUUUUUUCAAAGCAGCAAUAUGAUUUCAACACACAUAAUCUGUGUCCUGAGCAACUAGUUAUUUUCAAGAAAAAAUUAAAUUUCCAUCUUUUGAUUUAUCUUCUGGCAUUAGAAAAGUUUAUUUAAAAGAAAUUUUCUAAAGAUAGUUGGCCAUAGAAUUUUUUUAUGAAGGUUGCCCUUCUAUAGCCCUCUGUAGGCAGUCUUUCAGACACUGGUAUCAGAAUAUUUCUACAAGGUUCUGUUUAAAGCACCUUUGUUUUUGUUUGUUUUUAAAGAAUUUAGUUUUAGGUUUAGCUUUAAGUAAAAUUUAAAAAUAAAAUAAUUUUCAGGAAAUUUAACAUCCAUUGGUUUGUAAGUUAAAGGUGCAAAAAGUUGAUUUAAACCUUGCAGAGUUGAAAUCUGUUAUACAAUGGGAAUAAAUUGCAGUAUGAGGAAUGAGGAAGAAAACUUGUGUAAUGUUGAACAUGAUAUUGCUAUAAUGUAAUAAAGGGUUAUGUAGACUUGAAUUUACACUGCUACCAUUUGUGAAUCUUGCUUUCAGUUUUUCAUUUAGGCACUUUAUACAGUGGUUUGAUGGUUUUUUCCCUUCUUAAUAGAGUAGAAAGCUGCUCUAAUGGAUUAUUUUGAGUUAGCUUGGUUUUUAAAUAUAUCUUUUCAAGUUGUUUUACUUAGUCUUGCCUAGUCACAAAGUAAAAAAGCUAUACCCAUGAUUUGAGGAGUAGGAAUAUUAGCUGAGCAGUGAGGCAUGUUAUUGCCAAACGGGGCAAACCUACAAUAGCUGUAGAAAUGAGCCAAUCAGAUUAUUUUACUUAGUGGUUCUUAUCAACAUGCAGUAUUGCUUGAAAGUUAUUCCCUUAUCAUUUACUCUUCUGUUUGUCCGUGUUGUUGGGAUGUUAAUUACUAAAUGUUACUCAAAAUAAUUAAAUAUGAACAUUUGGUGCUGGUUUUUAACCUACAAACAUAGCCAUUUUUAAAGAGCAUGUUUUUCUUUUUCUCCUCUGUUCAUUGCCUGGGAGAAUGGAAUUUUAUAUAAUUACCUUUCUUUGCAAAAAUAACAGUGUCAAGUUGCUGGUGAUUGUGGGCAUUCCUUCAUUCAUUGGUAUCUAGUAUAGGCUUAGAAAUGAUUAGUCAGGAAAUGAUUUUGCCAGUCAAGUUGCAAGGAAUGCUUAUUUUUCUCUCUUUAAAAAAAUAUCCUGGAGAAGCAGGAGUGAGUAGAAAUUGUUAGGUCAGUUUUGGGUGCUUAUAUUGUAGUAUUUUUUCUACUGCAGUGGAAUUUAGCAGUUCUCUUAAUCUGCAUCCAGAUAUAACAAACAUCGUUUAUCUUAGAGUGGUUAAGACUGGCUUCCUUUUGGGUGAUGGGUGGGGGGUUGCAUAUGCUUGGUAGAAUAUGUAUUCUGUGAAGUUUGCUCAUGUUCAUAUCAGAUUGUAUUGGAUUUUUUUCCCCCUGGAAUUUCAAAUGGUAUUGUUAGCUAGAUUAUUUUUAACUUGAUGAGAAAAUAUCCAGACUGUGUCAAUUCUCCAUGGAUUCUAUAAAAGCUUAACAGUCAGAAAUUGGCAAAUUGUAAGGGGGGAGAUAUUCUACCAUAUUUUUAUAAUAGCAUAUUAUUCAUCUGUUUCCUACCUAAAGAACACUUAAUUAGAUAGCAAAAUUUCUAUAAGUUGACUACAGUGUUUGUAGGCGUGGCCAUCCAGUUAUAGGAAAUACCCUGUUCCAGCUCUGUAAUAAACAGUUAUCCUCCACGGAAGCUACAUGUAGGAGGAAAUCCUCUGGUGGCUACUCUUUUUAUGAAGGGCAUGACUUAAAUCCUUCACCCUCUAACAUACACAGGGAUUCCUUACCAGGUUAAUACCAUUUUAUCUCUCUUUCUUUAAUACGUGAGAGAAAGUAAAUCAUGUUUGUGAAUCUUUUCUUUGACUUUGUAUUUCCUUAUUACUGUAAGUAAGCUUAUGGGCACUUCUGAACUGUAACAUGUUAAGAAGUUAGAGAUUAAAGAACUAAAAAAGCCCAGACCCAAAAGAUUGUUUUUAUUUGGCUCAGAGGGUUUUUGGCAUUUCUGCUAAAGUUUGCAGAAAUUACUAUACACUGACCUAAUUUUUCUUUAUUGCAGACCAUUCCUAUGGGCUUACCCUGAGACUUUUAUCCCAAUUAAAGAAUCUUAGAGGGAGGAAAUACUUGCCUAUGACUUUUGCAAUUUCCCCCCAAACUUUAAUGUUCUUGAGCACUCGAAAAUAUUUUAAAGAAAUUCUAAUCAUGAUCUAAUAUAGGUUAUUAGAAAUAUGCUGUACAUAUUUGCCUCCAUUGUGGUAUAAGUUCUGAAAAAUUAUGUGGCCAUGAUGAUAGUUUAUGAUAAUUAAAAAUGAAAUAAAAGAAGUCUCUAUUGUGAAAAUAACGUAGCCUGUUCUGAUGACCACAACAGUUUCUUUAGCAGAGAAAGUUUUUAAAAAUAAAUAGUACCACUUUUCUAAGAAAAUAAGAGCUUCUUUUUUUCUUUGUUGUUUUUCUCUUCUAUUAUAUAUUAAUGGAAAAGCUAUAGAAAAUUCAGUGCAGGUAUUAACGAAGACACUAGUAUAAGUUUAAAGGAAUGUGUGACUAAAAGCUCACGAAGUGCUUGGUUUCUUCAUAUUUCACAUGCAUGUUUUAGAAUAGAUUUUAGGGGGUAUUUAAUUUGUUUUCCUUUUGGCAUUUUUCUUUGUUUUGUUAUUAACUUCCCAGGACUUAGAUAAUACACAAAAAAUACAAAUCCCAGGGGAAGUGUUGUGAUGCUGGACUGAAAGGUGGGAAUGUGCUGCUGUGCAGAGUGAGCCAUGUUCCAGUGUUGAAAAUUCAAUGCCUCAGUGUUUAUUCAGUACCACCUCACGGAGCUUCAGUGUACACGGAUUAUAUGUAUAAUUGGUUAUUUAUAUAGUUUUGUAGAUCUGUAGAUAAAUGCCCUCAUUCAUUUUUAUAUGUAAUUGUGCUUGGAGUAUUUUUGUGUUUUAUUCUUUGACUUUAGCAGGCUCUUGUAUGUUAUAUCUUUGGUGAUUUGAAGUAUCAGGAAAGACAGAUUUUCAGAAAUGAGAGUAAUAUAGUUGAAAUCAGCUCAGCUGAAAUAUUCUACAGCAAGACAAUUUCUUUUGGGUGAACUGAUUCCAUAAUUUAGUUAUUCUUGAUGUAAGGAUUCAGUUUAUUGUGGAGCUGCUUUCCAGACUGUCACUUUAUAAUUUUUCUACAUAAAGAUUAUAUAGUUGCAAACAAAGGUUGUGGAAUUUCCUUUUUGUUGUUGUUUUUUGACCUUUAAUUACUUUAAUAAAAUACGUUGUUUUCAUAGCAAACUUUAGACUGUUCAUGUAAUUUUCUCCAUACAGUUUUCCUAAUGUGAGCUCAGCAAACCGUGUGUAGUUUUCAGCAGCAUUAUCCCAAGGAAAUAAGUGAUGUCAUAUUUAUCAGUUGUAGCUAAAAUGGUACUACAUUUUACAUGUUAAAACCAUAAUAAAAUAUUUUCACGAUAGAUGAUUUUUUGAUAGGGAAUUUUAUUUCUUUAUUGGUACCACUUUUUAAAAAGAGUUUGUUAUAUUUUAUUGAGGCAAUUUUCAAACAUAUGAAAGUAGAAUAAUAGGAUGAGCAUCCUUAGUACCCAUCAGUCUGCAAAUACUAACUUAUUAGUCUCUGAAUGUCUCUAAGUGUUUUUGUUUUAAAACAACCACGGUAUCAUUGUCACAUUAAAAAUAAUUUACUGGUUCCUUGAAAAUCUUUAAAAUUGUGGUAAAAUACAACAGAAUUUACCAUCCUAACCAUUUCUGGGUGUGCAGUUUAGUAGUGUUCAGUGUAUUCACAUUGUUGUGCAGCCUGUCUCCAGAACUCUUCAUCUUACAAAACUGAAACUCUGAACCUAUUAAACAACGUUACUCCCCCAUCCCCACACCUGGCAACCACCAUUUUAUUUUCUGUGAGUUUGACUACUCCAGAGACUGCAAGUAAGUGGGAUCAUACAGAAUGUGCUAGUCUUUUUGUGACUAGCAUAUUUCACUUCCUUCAGGUAUAUCCAUGUGGCAGCAUGUGCGUUGGUUCUUUUUUAAAGCCUACUUUUUCUUUUAAAAUUUCUAUAUUUCCUUAUAGAAUUUGAAGGUUUUUUCCCCCAAAUGGCACAUUAGCAUUUUCUAUUUCAAGUAAAAACUUAAAAAAAGAAAACAAAAUAAUACCAAGUAUAUAUGCCAACCACCACUUUUUUAAGCCAUUUUUAAUCACUUUUUAUGAUUAUGUAGAUGUGAUUUCACAUCAACACGUCAUAGUAUGGGGUGCAAAAUAUACUUUCAAAGCAUUUGUGAUAUUUUUGAAAUUGUAGUGUAUUAAUAUAAAUGACCCUACACAAAUGCUUUUUUAGUUUAUUUAUUGCCUGAUGAAAAGGAAACUAAUAUUUUGGCAUUUAGUAUAUUCAGUGUUUAGGUUAGAUACUCAUUUUGCCACAAAGAAAGGGAAAAAAAACCUUUGUUUAAAUUUUUUUUUUUUUUAGUUAUUUUUUCCUAUCCUUAGGAAACACAGAGCAUGAAACUGUUUAGAAUAAAGAACUUACUUUCUGGUUUUUAAAUCAGAUGUGGCAUAGCAUAAUGGUGGAGGAAGAGUCUGAGCUGUGGUGUCAUAUUUGAACUUGAACACCACCUCCUCCCCACUCCGAUCCUUUGGAAUCUAUUCUCACCUAUAAAAUGGCAAUAACCUUGACUGUUGGAAGGAUGAAAUCACAUGUAAAUCCUGGGCAUGUAGUUGUCAUACGGUGGUAGUUAAUAAACUCAGUAUUCCUGGAAAUUAAUGGGAACAUCUUUUAACUAAAACAAAAAGAGUAACAUUACAAUUCUAUAAUACUGGUACCUUUAAAAGAUAAUUUUGUGUACUUGAUUUGUGUUAAUAGAUUUUAUGGACUUACACUUGGGGAUGUGUUGGUUUGUUGCACACACUGAAUAUGACUUCAUAAUUUGCUAUCGAGGCUUAUAGUUGACAUUUAAUUCUUAAUCUCCUUUGAGAAAAACAUUUUCUUUAAGCAGGUUUUUAAAGAUACUUUUUAAAUUGUCAUUUAUUAUUAUAGAAUUCCAUUAACCAGAGUUCCUGAAAGGAAGCUCAUAAAGCAAAAUCCAAAUGCAAACAGCUUAAAUAGGGUAUAUGUGGAAAGAGCCUGGAAAAUAGUAUAAAAUAGGUUGAAGAACUAGAUUCUUUGCCCAAGUUCAAAGUAAAAAAAGAAAAGAAGCUAUGCAAAUUACCAGAGCUGAGCAGCAGUGUGCAGUAUUCACAGAAUGAGUGGACAGAGAACAGCAAGAAGGAAGACUAAAAAGAGGGUUAGUAAUGUGAGGGUAAUUGAACUAUAUUUUGUGUGUAUUUGCAAGUUACAGUUUCUAUUUUCAGAUUAUAUAGAAAUGAGAAAUGUACCCUAAAACUACUUUUAGAACGGAGAGCUGAAACUAUAUAGAAUUUGAAAACGAAACUUCACUUUAAAUUCUACUCAGAAAUAAUGGCUUUGUAGUAAUAUGUCUUCAGGACAUUUGUAAUGAUCUUUGGAGUUCUCAGCAGCUGCACAAACAUGAAUCUAGAAGAGCAAAACUUUGAUUAAAAACACUAUUUGGUCCUCCAUAUAGCUGAAACAUUGAAAUUGAAAAGAAUAAGUACCUCACCAUCCAUUGGCUACCUUAGCACCUAAAUAGUCCUAUUACAUGAAGUGCUAUUAGAUGAUUUUUUUUCUUUCAGCAUAUUUUGUUUUAUUGCUGCAAUAGCUGUUGGGUGGGUGUGAACAGUUAAGCACAUUUAGGAAGGUGGUUUUCAGCUGGUUUUUAGUCAUGCUAACUUUUUAAUAAAGGAUCUGUCAAACCCUUCCCUCACUUCUAGGGAAGUUGGCUCUCUGGGCCUAAUGUAGGCCUUCCUCACAGGUAGUACGGUAUUAAAAACCAAAAGGUGUUCUAAGUAGGUUUUUUAAUCUUUAUAGUCUCCAAUCACAAUAACAUUUAGCUAAUGUGAAUUUCACCUCUAAAGGUCAAGAUUACGUAUGAACCGUAAGUAUUUCAUAAGGUUGCUUAGCCUCAACUUCUUAUAUAUCCAUCUUAUUUUAAGAUUGUGUCCUCUCCAGAAAAAUCUGCAGUAUGUUCAGGUCUUUGCCAAAUGCUAUAUAUGUGUGCCACAGAGCAGAAGUAUCACUCAAGUACUUCUCAAGAGGCAUCAACAUCUGAAAAUGUUGAAAUCUGGAUUGCCCUAAAAACAUGCUUACCUUUACUUAAAUAGUAGGCAUACGUUAGAGAAAGUCUUUAAGCAGGAAAUGAUCUUUUUACCUGUUUGUUCUCUUGACUGACAUGGAACUUGUUGAAACCUCUCAGAAUAUUCUUAUUUGCAUGUAUUAUGAAAUCUAAUGUAUUCUUUUUCUAUUACAUAAUAAAACCGUGACUAACAAUGUAUGAAGAACGAGAGAGUGUUUUGGUGCUAAGAUAAAGAAUUACUCUGCAUGCUGUAUACUUCAGCUUAUAGUACCAUUGAGGAUAAGUCACAGAAUUUGACUAGAUCUGUUUCGAGUAUUUCUAGAGCAGCUUAUAACAGUCUUUGUGAUUCACAGUCACAGCGCAUACACUGAUAACUGUCCUACCCAGUGAAGAGUUCAAAUGAUUCUCUUCAGGUAUCAUAGCGUGUCACAAUGGAAUUCAAAGUACUUAGCUACAGAGAUCACCACAUCAUGCCUUUCCUUGUACCUCAUAUGUCCUUUUGUAACUUGGAUUAUAGGAAAAAGGGCUUCAAGCUGUUUUUAGUGCCUGAGUGCACUAAUACCUACCCACCCCUCUUUAUCCUAUACUUUGGCCUUUUAUCAGUUUAUCUUGAUGUCCUUACAUGUACCCGUUGGGGAUCUAAAGGCCCUUGAAGACCUUGCAAAGCUCCUUAUGUCUGUGUGGAAGAUAGUUUACCUUUGUUGGAACAUACCCUUUUGUUGAAUAUGGAGGAGGAUGUGAUGUACUUUUGGAGAA